This is a messenger RNA of Dentiscutata erythropus, 666 nucleotides long. NCBI's taxonomy places the organism in Eukaryota, Fungi, Glomeromycota, Glomeromycetes, Diversisporales, Gigasporaceae. The record is from the annotation of a GenBank genome assembly.
GUAUUCAACAUCGCGUUUCUUACAUCCGAAGAAAUCCGAAAAGAAUAUCGCGAAAGGAACGAUGGAAAAGACAAUCUCGUACAACCAAAUGAUGUAUUUUUUUCCGUUCAUGCAUUUAUCCUAAGCUUAAUCACUUUGACUCAAACUUUCUACUAUAAGCGGGGUGCAGAUCAAAAUGUAUCACCAAUUACUCGUACUCUAAUCGUCUGUUCCAUUAUCGGAAUAGUACCCGUACUGAUCGGAAUCUCAAUCGGAACCUACCAAUGGAUUGACUUGCUAUAUUAUCUGAGCUACAUUAAAUUAGCUAUAAGCCUUAUUAAAUAUCUUCCACAGGUUUACCUAAAUUUCCGUCGAAAAUCUACAGUUGGAUGGAGUAUUUACAAUAUUCUAUUAGAUUUUACUGGGGGUACUCUAUCAACAUUUCAACUGUUUCUAGACGCUUAUUUAACCGAUAAUUGGAGUGGUAUUUCCGGUGAUCUGGUUAAACUCGGUCUCGGAUUCCAAAGUAUAGCAUUUGAUCUAGUUUUCAUGACUCAACAUUAUAUAUUGUAUCGUAAUAGAUAUGAUGAUGCGCUGAUAAAAGAAAAUACAAUAGUUGAUGCUAUGACAGGCACUAGCCAAGAAAGAGAAAGAUUACUAGAAAAUAACGAUAUUAACUAUGUAUGA